Molecule: messenger RNA, 3198 nt
Organism: Poecile atricapillus (Black-capped chickadee)
Lineage: Eukaryota; Metazoa; Chordata; Aves; Passeriformes; Paridae
Gene: KLHL18
Product: kelch like family member 18
Exons: 10
Coding region: 62-1810 (582 amino acids)
Molecular function (GO): protein binding
Source: RefSeq, a predicted model, not a curated record
GCGGGGCCAGCGCUCGGCGGGGGCGAAGCGGGACGGCAGCGGGACGGGAGUGGCCGGGACGAUGCUGGAAGCGGCGGCGGAUCCGGAGCUGGAUCCCGAGGAUCUGGUGCAUUUCUCGGUGGGAGACCUGCCCAGCCGCGGCUAUGGAGUGAUGGGAGAGAUCCGGCGGCAGGGAAAGCUCUGCGAUGUGACGCUCAAGGUCGGGGACCACAAGUUCAGCGCUCACCGGAUCGUUCUGGCAGCUUCCAUCCCUUAUUUCCACGCCAUGUUCACCAACGACAUGAUGGAGUGCAAGCAGGAUGAGAUCGUCAUGCAGGGCAUGGAUCCCAGUGCGCUGGAGGCUCUGAUCAACUUCGCCUACAACGGGCACCUGGCCAUAGACCAGCAGAACGUGCAGUCCCUGCUCAUGGGGGCGAGUUUCCUGCAGCUGCAGAACAUCAAGGACGCGUGUUGCACCUUCCUCAGGGAGAGGCUUCAUCCCAAGAACUGCCUGGGUGUGCGGCAGUUUGCCGAGACCAUGAUGUGCACGGUGCUCUACGACGCCGCCAACAGCUUCAUCCACCAGCACUUCGUGGAGGUCUCCAUGUCCGAGGAGUUCCUGGGCCUGCCCUUCGAGGAUGUCCUGGAGCUCGUCUCCAGGGAUGAGCUCAACGUCAAAUCCGAGGAGCAGGUGUUUGAAGCUGCCCUGGCCUGGAUCCGGUACGACAGAGACCAGAGGGAAUCCUUCCUGCCCGAGCUGCUCUCCAAAAUCCGGCUGCCCCUGUGCCGGCCGCAGUUCCUCACGGACCGCGUGCAGCAGGACGACCUGGUGCGCUGCUGCCACAAGUGCAGGGAUCUGGUUGACGAAGCCAAGGAUUACCACCUGAUGCCGGAGCGCCGGCCGCACCUGCCGGCGUUCAAGACGCGGCCGCGGUGCUGCACAUCCAUCGCGGGGCUGAUUUACGCCGUGGGGGGACUCAACUCAGCAGCAAAUUUCUAUGCAGGCGACUCUCUGAACGUGGUGGAGGUGUUUGACCCCAUUGCCAACCGCUGGGAGAAGUGCCAGCCCAUGGCCACGGCGCGGAGCCGCGUCGGCGUGGCCGUGGUCAACGGGCUGCUCUACGCCAUCGGCGGCUACGACGGCCAGCUGAGACUCAGCACCGUGGAGGUUUACAACCCUGACAGUGAUUCCUGGUCCAAAGUGGAAAGCAUGAACAGUAAAAGGAGCGCCAUGGGGACGGUGGUGCUGGAUGGGCAGAUCUACGUGUGCGGUGGGUACGAUGGAAACUCAUCCCUCAACUCGGUGGAGUCCUACUCUCCAGAAACAAACAAGUGGACAGCAGUGACCCCCAUGAGCUCCAACCGCAGCGCUGCCGGGGUCACCGUGUUCGAGGGACGGAUCUACGUGUCCGGAGGGCACGACGGGCUCCAGAUCUUCAACAGCGUGGAAUACUACAACCCGCACACCUCCAGCUGGCACGCGGUGUCGCCCAUGCUGAACAAGCGGUGCCGGCACGGCGCAGCCGCGCUGGGCAGCCGAAUGUUCGUGUGCGGCGGCUACGACGGCUCCGGUUUCCUCAGCGCCGCCGAGGUCUACAGCUCCGUGGCCGACCAGUGGUACCUGAUCGUGCCCAUGAACACCCGGCGCAGCCGCGUGUCCCUCGUGGCCAACUGCGGCCGGCUCUACGCCGUGGGCGGCUACGAUGGACAGUCCAACCUCAGCUCGGUGGAGAUGUACGACCCCGAGACCAACCGCUGGACGUUCAUGGCGCCCAUGGUGUGCCACGAGGGCGGGGUGGGCGUGGGCUGCGUGCCGCUGCUCACCAUCUGAGCCUCGCCGGGGGAUUUUGGGGGCGUCUCGUCGGCGACGAGCGUGCCAGGAUUUCCAGGUGCUCCAUCCGAACGCUGAGGAACUUGAGGGAGUGAUCCCCACACGUAAUUUUUUGGGUUGAAGGUCCUGAAAGGUCAAAUGUGGUGAGUUUAUGUGCAAGCUAAGAUGUCGAGGCCUCCCCCAGAGCUGAGGCCGAGCUCAUCCAUCCAUCUGUCCAUCCAUCUGUCCAUCCAUCCAUCCAUCCAUCCAUCCAUCCAUCCAUCAUCCAUCCAUCCCUCAGCGGUUGCGUCUUUGGGAAGCGCCGUUGUGGGCUGGGGGAAGGUGCCAGGCUUCAUUGUAACAUAAAAACUGCCACAUGGAAGACCUGGAAAAUCCACCUGCACCUUGUGGGAGCAGCAAAACCACCUUGAGCCCCCCCUGCCAGGGGUGUCAGCAGCGAUUUGGGGGGUCCUGGUCGCACAGGGGGGUCUCCAACCAGGACAAACGUGGAGCUGUGGCCUCCGGGAACUUCUUACACAAGACACCCCCAGUUCCUCGUGCUUUCCUCAGCUUGAUGUGGAAAACUUCUCCACAAGAGCCACAGGAUGGAGAAACCAGGAAGAGGAAAAGUUCCGUUAAACCAGGAUCAUUUGGGCAAGCUCUGGAGAAGGAUGGAUGGAAACGACUGCAGGCAACAGCCUGAGGGUUUCAAAAUGGGAAACAGACUAUCAGGAUGUCCUUUAAAUUAAAUAUCGAGGUGUUUUCCAAGCCUAAGAAGCAGCUGGAGCAGAAAGGCUGGGAUAUUUUAGGAGAGGCAAGGAAAAUACGUCGCAAGUUUGUCGUGCUCUGCUGGGAAAGUUCUUUGCCAUGGGUGUUGUGCCAGGAAACUUUGGAAUGCUGGCAGAGCCAAAGAGCUGCCUGGCAGCAUCUUCCCUGCAUCAGCCCUUCAGCUCCUCUCCUGCAUGAUCCGUGAUCCACGAUCCCUCCGGAGCUCUCCGUGCCCGGCUCUUCCCGUGCCACCCUGGGCACAGCCAUACCUCCUCCGGGCAGGCAGCAGGAACCUGCUCCUGGCUGCGAGGGAUUUGGGAUCUCCCCCACUCCGUGUCCAUCCCGGCGUUCCGAGGGGCUGGGAGGAGCGGGAUGUGCCCCCCAACCCCGCUCCUGUCUCCGUUCCUGCUCCCAGCAUCCCUGGGAUUGACUCUGGCUGUACAUGUGGAUGUCAAUAUUGGGGUACUGUGUAUAUUUUAGGGUCUAUAAUGAGCAUAUCUGGGUAUAAAUGUGAUCUAUCAGUACAUAUCCGUUUCUCCCACAUCUAUCCACUGCUGGCUUCCCAGGAACGGGAAUCCUUUGGACUUUUCUGUGCUGCUCAGACUUUAAAAUGAAAACAAAAAAAAACCAAAAAAAAAAAA